GCUGGGAGUUGUAGUCGUCCACGCUGGGAGGGGCACGCGGAAGUGGGUUUCAUUCUCCAGUCCUGACUUUUGCUUCGGGUCUCUGCUGCAGUGGUGCAGGCAGAUGACGGUUGCGGUUUAAUUUCUCUAGUUUAAAAAACGCUAUGGGCUACCGAAGCGUCAGUUACUGGCGACUGUGGGAGGGCGGGAACGGACGGCACAGGGGGAGGGAGGUCCGUGCGGCGCGUGCGUGACCCCGACGUAACCUCGGAGCCCUGAGUUUAGCGGGAUUUCUGAACUCGGCAGCCGCUGGAGAAGUGAGCGGGAGAGCGCGCGCUGGGGGCGGGAUCGGACAAGCCCGGACUCGGAGCUCGCGGACCGUAUUGGAGGACAAUGGCCAUGCAGAUGCAAUUUGAAGCUAGUGCAGACACCUCUGUGGAAGAAGAGAACAUUGGCCCACAGCCCAUUUCACGACUGGAGCAAUGUGGCAUAAAUGCGAAUGACUUGAAGAAAUUGGAAGAAGCUGGAUAUCACACCGUUGAGGCCGUUGCCUAUGCACCAAAGAAGGAACUAAUAAAUAUUAAAGGCAUUAGUGAAGCCAAAGCUGAUAAGAUCCUGGCUGAGGCAGCUAAAUUGGUCCCAAUGGGUUUCACCACUGCAACUGAAUUUCAUCAGCAACGGUCAGAAAUGAUACAGAUCACCACUGGCUCCAAAGAGCUCGAUAAGCUACUACAAGGUGGGAUUGAGACUGGGUCCAUCACAGAGAUAUUUGGGGAAUUUCGAACUGGGAAGACACAGAUUUGUCACACACUGGCUGUAACCUGUCAGCUCCCCAUAGACCGAGGUGGUGGUGAAGGGAAGGCCAUGUACAUUGAUACUGAGGGAACCUUCCGGCCAGAGCGAUUGCUGGCAGUGGCUGAAAGGUAUGGCCUGUCUGGCAGUGAUGUCCUGGAUAACGUGGCGUACGCUCGAGGCUUCAACACUGACCACCAAACCCAGCUCCUCUAUCAGGCUUCAGCCAUGAUGGUUGAGUCCAGGUAUGCGUUGUUAAUUGUGGAUAGUGCUACAGCCCUCUAUCGGACGGAUUACUCUGGCCGAGGGGAGCUAUCAGCCAGACAGAUGCACUUAGCAAGGUUCCUUCGGAUGCUGCUGCGACUUGCUGAUGAGUUUGGUGUGGCAGUGGUGAUCACUAAUCAGGUGGUAGCCCAAGUAGAUGGGGCAGCUAUGUUUGCUGCAGAUCCCAAAAAACCCAUCGGAGGAAACAUCAUUGCACAUGCCUCAACAACCAGGCUGUACCUAAGGAAAGGACGAGGAGAAACCAGGAUUUGCAAGAUCUAUGACUCUCCCUGCCUUCCUGAGGCUGAAGCUAUGUUUGCCAUUAAUGCUGAUGGAGUGGGAGAUGCCAAAGACUGAGGCACUACUUUGAUUUCGUUUAUAGAACUUGUGUUUCCUUACAAAGAGGACUGUUCCCUGGUGUCCUUCACAGGCCUUUUCCUGUUGUGACGGCCCCAGAAGAGACUUCCAGGAGACUUCCGUGAAAACAGCCAUUGUAUUUGCCCAUCUGAAGGUGUAAACAGGAGACAGGUCAGCAGUCAGGAACCCUAAUCUGAAAUGUUGAUUCCUUCUGAGUUUACUGAUCUCUACGUGAUUUCUCUGGCCCGUGGUUGGGGAGAAAAGGGGGUGUGGGAUGGUGAGAAGCAGCUCUUCUCAUAACAAUAUCUUUAGGUGGGCAUAAGAUUUCCAUUUGUCUGGAAUGUCUUUUUUUUUUUUUUAUACAUGUGACCAAAACUGGACUAAGAAAUUGAAAAAACUGGGCUCUUUUCCCCCCACUGUCUUUAAUGAUGAAAAUUAAGUGACCCAGGGCUAUAACACAAAGGUGUCAAAUAAUCCCUUACUUACCCCAAGCUUCUCAUAGGGUCUUGUUUCUCUGACAGUAAAAUUCACCUGGAAGUUGUUAGGCAUCUGAGUUAGUGUUGGGAUUUUGUAUAUAAGUAUUUGUACCCAUUGAGGGAAGUCUGUUUCUUUUAAGGUAAAGGAGUCUUGAGUUGGAGGCCUGGAUUUAUGAGGCCACUUGCUUGGUCCCAAUUCAGCUCUUCCUUUACUGCUUGCAGUAAAGUUCUGGGCAUUUCAGGAGCCUUUGCAAAGGGAUUUGAGCCCCAAAAUGAAAUAUAUGCUGGAGAUUGAUUUUUGAGGCCAUCUUAUAUUAGGUAAAUUAAACAUCCUAUGUUGAGGCCUUAUGUUAGCUAAAUAUUCUAAGGUAAGUUUUCUCUACCACCUUGCUAUUGAUGUUAUUUACUGCUGAGUUCAGUGGAAUGGGGCAUAUAUUUAGGGUCUUGCUAAAAAAUAUAGAUGAGCAGCCAUGAGGGGAAUGGGAAAAGGGGCAGAAUCACUGUCUUUAUUUAGUAAAUUGCUAGGGGUGGGGUAAGAGAAGAGUGGAACAUGGUCACAGAACAUAGGGCUUUUCAUUGUGGUUGUAUGAGGGCUGCCCCUUCCCCAAACCACAGAGCUUUUUCACUGCAGGUUCCAGUGCUAUUUUGAAACCAUUUCUUUUCUUUUCCUUCCAGCCAAAAUAUAACCCCAAUUUUCUAAUCUUGGUUUUAAAAGGCUUGCAAUAUGGGGGAAAGGAUAUAUUCAGAAAUGAACAUGAUGUAAAAACAAAAAUACAUCAAUAAAACAGCUCCAAGGACUCCUUGACUAACCAGGUGGAAUGUCAGUAUUGGGAAGUGACAGGAUACCUUUUCUCUAGAAUGUAAGCUGCCCAUUGCAUAAAUAUACCACUAAGCCAUCUCUUGACCUACAACAUGGACAGUCACCUUCACAAAUCUUUUAACAUUUUACUUCUGCUCCCUGGUAGUGUACCUGAAAGGAUUGUGCUCUAUGGGUAGGAAAACAAGAUGCCAAAUGAGUCCAGUUCUCCCAGGAUUCAUGGGGAGGUGAUGAAGUCAGAAUCAUAAUAUUCACAAAAUUCCAGUCUUUGCUUUCCUUGGGUUGGAGUUCUCGGGUCAGUGCACUGGAGUAGGUUGUGUUUAGGGAACCAGGUGGUCAACCUAGAACUUUUUGUCUUCAACUCGUGUCUGUCUGUCUCCUUCCCUCCCUCCCCCUCUCCCUCUCUCCCCCCCCCCUUCUCUCUCCCCCUCUCCUCAACUGCAGAGGCCUCAGCAUGCCUUCAUAUGACACUACUGACAUGGAAUCUAGGCUUCCUGAGGAAGUAAGGAAAGAGGAUGGGUUAGGGGGAGGGGAGGUUUAUACUUCAGUCUUUCUGUCUAUAGCAAUUGACAGUUCUCACCCUGGCUGGCCCUCUCAGAUUCCAUUUUCCUGCUGGCUGCUCUUCUGUUAGAUAGGCAAAACUAUAUCUUCCAGACCCUUAAAUGAGAUGCUUGGUUAGAUCUGUGUUCUUCAGUAUAAGGUGUCUGCAUUGCUGCUUUAUCUAAACUUGCUAGAUGCUUAACCAACAUGAUUUGUAAGGGAAUGUCCUCUGUAACUUCAGAACGAAUGUCUUUACUGCUUCAGGUUUUCAAACAAAAUAUUAAAACAUUGUUGUGUAUGAAAA
Messenger RNA from Vombatus ursinus (common wombat), 3529 nucleotides. RefSeq names its product RAD51 recombinase (gene RAD51). The coding region runs from base 373 to 1392 and encodes 339 amino acids. The transcript has 10 exons. Gene Ontology annotation, molecular function: ATP binding; double-stranded DNA binding; single-stranded DNA binding. Gene Ontology annotation, cellular component: condensed nuclear chromosome. Lineage: Eukaryota; Metazoa; Chordata; Mammalia; Diprotodontia; Vombatidae. Gene Ontology annotation, biological process: double-strand break repair via homologous recombination; mitotic recombination; chromosome organization involved in meiotic cell cycle. The record is from RefSeq and is a predicted model, not a curated record.